UCCCCCGCCUGGCGGGGGCAGAGUGCCUCUGAGCGCGGGCAAAGCGCCGCUUGCCUUCCACUUGGGUCGCGUCCGGGCACAGUCUUGGAGAACUUUUCCGCUGCGGUGCUGAAAUGGGCUGCUGCCUACUAGGCCUCGCAAGUUGUUACUACUACUACUACUACUACUACUACUACUACUACUACUACUACUACUGAAACCUGCUUAUCGCCCUUCAUCCGUAGAUCUGAGGCCGGUUCACAGAAUAAAAAUACAGGAUAAAAACUAAUACAUAUUAAGGACAAGAGAAAAGCAUACCAAUACCAUGGACAUAGCUAAGGGGGGCAGGGAGGGGCAGUUGCCACCCCAAUCAAUGAAAUUUAAUUAAAAAAAAUACCCUGCAAAAUUAGGUUCUGCCGCCGCCCCAACAAAAGGCCUACCCCUGGUAACAAAAAACCUGGCUAGGCCCAUGCCCCCCUCCUCCCCACCACAGCUCAUUUUGAAAACUUGAAAAAGAACGAUCUGUUCCAUGCUCCCAUAUCAGCUGUUGUUGGAUUAAAAUGUGCAUCAUCCCGGACCACUGUUCCUGCUAGAUAGGGAUGAUGGGACUUGCAGUCCAAAAACAGCUGGAGAACCAGGUUUGGGAAACCCUGCUCUAAAGCGUACUGUGGGGUGCAAGGCUACCCCCCCCCAUAGCCUUGUUUGCAGUUGUCAUUUAGGGCCAAAUUGCAUUUCCAUGAACAUGACAGUUUUGAUGGGAGAAAAAUAUUGUAGGUCUUGAAGGUCACGGAGAUAGGAUAUGGUGUAGACCAAGACUUAUUUUUGGGGUUCAGGGAUGUUUUGUUUUCUGACUGAGCUGCAGUUUGACCUGUUGUGCAGAUAAGUGACAUACCAUUUUUAUGAAAUAAGCAAACAGAGUAACUUGUGGAAAGCUGAGAUAUAAACCAACCUGUAAUAAUAGAGUGAGGAGGUAGCUUGCUCCCCACACCCUGACCUAAUAUGGUUUCCAGGGGGGGGGGAAGCAGUUUUUGGAUAAUAGAAAGAUAUAGAAGCCCCAUUUACCCUAGACAAUCUACAUGUGCUGGUAUCCACUCCCUGUUUUGCCUUUACGGGGAAUUUAAGGGAUUUCUUUUUUAAAAAGCAGUUAGCUCUCAGCCUCCUCCCCCAGUCUCAUGAAACAAAACCUGACUACCGUAGGAAGCAGAUAUGUUUUUACUCUGGUGCAUGUGGACAUAUGAUGCCAGUGUGCUGUGCCUCACCUCAGGAUCUGCUGACUAGCAUCCCUCACCUAAGAGUGGGUGGAGGGCAGUCCUACUCUAAAGGAAAAGCAGCCUCAGGGCCAAGAUCCAGCACCACUCUCCUGACAUUUGCUCCUGAAGCAGGCUGAUCAGAAUUGUAAUUCAAAACAUCUGUAGGGCAGCAGGUUUGGACUGGGAAUUGCUUCCAACAGUGGUGUGCAGUUAAUCAUUGGCUUGGGAAAUUCCAGACCAGGUGGCUGUCAUGGCAGGAAACCGGGGAACUAUCAAAGGAGCUUCCAACUUCAGGGCGGAAGAGGAUGCCCAGAAGCUUCGUAAGGCCAUGAAGGGACUAGGUACAGAUGAAGAUGCCAUUAUUGAGGUUUUGGUUAACAGGAAUUUGGCCCAACGGCAGGAGAUUAAGAUAGCCUACAAAUCCACUAUUGGGCGGGAUUUGAUUGACGACUUGAAGUCUGAGUUGAGUGGGAAUUUUGAAAGGGUUAUCAUUGGACUGAUGACACCCAUCACUCUGUAUGACGUGCAGGAGCUGAAAAAAGCUGUCAAGGGGGCUGGGACAGAUGAGGGCUGCCUCAUAGAAAUAUUGGCUUCUCGUACCAACCCAGAAAUCAGACUGAUUAAUGAAACCUACAAACAUCAGUAUGGGGUUAGCCUUGAGGACGACAUCGUCUCGGACACCUCCUCCAUCCUCCGGAGAGUGCUGGUGUCUCUUUCCACUGGCAACAGAGAUGAGAGCAGCUACGUUGAUGAGGGCCUGGCUGUGCAAGAUGCCCAGUGUCUGUACGAAGCUGGGGAGAAAAGGUGGGGCACUGAUGAGGCCCAGUUCAUGAGUAUCCUGUGCUCAAGAAGCAGAAACCACCUGUUGAGGGUGUUCGAUGACUACAGGAAGAUUGCUAACAAAGACAUUACAGAGAGCAUUAAAUCUGAAAUGUCAGGAGAUCUUGAGGAUGCCUUGUUAGCGAUAGUAAACUGUAUAAGAAAUAGGAAUGCCUACUUUGCUGAAAGGCUGUACAAAUCCAUGAAGGGUUUAGGGACAAAUGACAACACCCUCAUUCGAGUGAUGGUCUCCCGCUGUGAGAUAGACAUGAUAGAUAUCAAGGCAGAGUUCAAGCGGAUGUAUGGAAAAUCCCUCUACUCCUUCAUUAAGGGCGACACCUCAGGAGACUACAGGAAAGUCCUGCUCCUCCUUUGUGGUGGGGAAGACUAACAGCCCAAAUGGCCUUUUGCCUUUUCCUACAACCAGGCAGCACGUCUUGCCCAUGCUGCCUGCAGUCUCAAUCUCUUGCAGUAAUCCUUUUAUGCCAGUUUUGCAUCAUGCUAACCUAGAUUUUGUGUCCUAUAAUAGGUUUGAAAAUCAUUUCUCCUUGGAAUCAUUGGCAGAUAAUAUACGUGUGGGGAGCUCUGAAUCUUUUUUGUGCCCUGGCUUCUAAAAUUGGACCUGCAAACGUGUUUGUGAUUUAAACCAAAACAAAAACAAAAACCCUGGCAACUCUCAAAUUUCCUGCAGGUCCUCUUGACUAGGUUUCAUUUGUCUAUACUCCUCACUCUUGAAGGGGUUGCACAGAAGGGACUGCUGACCACCUAAGUCAGCCUUUCUCACCUGGUGACCUCCAGCUGUUGCCAAACCACAACCCCCUCCAUCCUUGGACAUUGACUACAGACUGGUUGGAGUUAACAGCCCAAAACAUCUGGAGAGUAUCCGGCUAGGGAAGGCUAGCUUUAGCAUUCUGUAGAUCAGGCACAUCCAACUCCCAAGAGACUGCAAUCUACUCCCACUAUAAAAAUACUGGCAGUGAUCUACCCAUUGCCAAGAGUUGUUGAGCUUUUUUGGGGGGAGGGUUGCUCAGAGUUGUUGAGCUUUGUUCAGGGAUCGAUCAGGAGGACCACGAAGAUCUCUUACUUUGAUCCUGCAAUCGACUGGGAAUGCCCCCGCGAUCGACUGGUAGAUUACGAUUGACCUGUUGGACAUGCCUGCUGUAGAUUUAUAAAUGAAAUACAGUGGUACCUCUGGUUAAGAACUUAAUUUGUUCCGGAGGUCCAUUCUUAACCUGAAACUGUUCUUAACCUGAAGCACCACUUUAGCUAAUGGGGCCUCCUGCUGCCGCCACGCCGCCAGAGCACGAUUUCUGUUCUCAUCCUGAAGCAAAGUUCUUAACCUGAGGUACUAUUUCUGUGUUAGCAGAGUUUGUAACCUGAAGCGUUUGUAACCCGAGGUACCACUGUAUACACCUUCUUUGCAGUCUGAAGAGAAACAGAGGAAACUGCCUUAUAUUGAGUUAGACCACUGGUCCAUCUAGCUCAGCAGUGUCUACACUGACUGGCAGCAAUUCCCAAAGAUUCCAGAGAAGAGUCUCCUGGCAAUACCAGGAUCUGGGACAAAGCAGGUGCUCUGUGGCCCUUCUCCAAAGUACAUCCACCCACAUAACUACACCCUCAUAUACAGUAGGCUACGUAAGCAUUGUUACUUAAAUUCCCAUGCCCACCAAAAUCAGGAACAAAUAUUGCAUAAUGAAGGGGCAGUGCUGGAUUUCAACCCUUGGCCCUCACUAUAACUGCUAGCAGAAUGCCCUGUACAUUGUAUUUAUUACCCUAAUCCCCUAGAGGCCAACCACACAUUUUGUUUUAUUAAUUUCUUAACAUUCUUAGGGUCUGGUGUUUUGAAGAGGAGCCCCAGAGCCGGGUGACUUGUACUCCUGUUGUCUUGAUUCCCCCAGAAUUCUUUUGGGGCCUCAACAAAUAAGGCCCCAAGGCAUUCUGGGCAAAUGGCAACGGCAGCAGCUGCGCGCCUUAUUGGUUCAGGGCUCCCUGUAGUGACCCAGCCAUGGUUUCGCCACUGGGGCUGUCAUACCACCUUUACACAGUACCCGUCGUACGCAUGGCAAGGGAGACUUGCUUCUCGAUCAAUGUAUAUGGGAACUGCUGUUUGCAUGAAUCAUUUUAAAAAUUGCUCUUUUUAGUAAAUCUGGAUAUUGCCAAGUCCAGGCUCCUGUUUAGUUCCCAAAGUGGGUUGGGCCUCAUUCCCAUUUACGUGUAGUUGAUUUCAGGGAUUUUACCCUUUUUAAGAAAAUCAAGUGCUUCUGUCUGGAGGAAAAAUGAGAGGGGCAGUUUCAGCUAGACUGAGGUUGUAGGGAGGUCACCUCCCUACAAUGCUUCUGCCUUCCUCACAAGUACUUGCCCUUUAGCCAUUGUGCAUUUUUUUUGGGGGGGGGGGGGAAAUGUAAAGCAAAGAAUUUCACACAUGCUCUGAAUAGAAAAUCGGUGUCCAGAACAAAACAUGUAAACAGCAAAUGAAUGCAAUUUGGGUCCUACUCAGAAUGCUAGAGCACUUAUUUAAAACAAGACAAUCCUCCCCUGCCGUCUUCUGUAGUGCCUUUAGAAUCACAAGUUGUAAAUUGCUGUAUCUCUAUAUAUUCUGCGGCCAAAAAUGUAAUACCUGUUUGUGCCUUUCCUGUGAAAAGCAAAAAGUUAAGCAACAGUCUGAUACCAAGUCUCAGCACCAGGAGCAUAAGUGAUAAAGGCUGACUCUUCUGAAUGUCAUACAGAUAUGAGUGCAGGAAGCUCUGCCUUUGAUUGGAGCAGAAGCAUGAAGAGAAAUCGUCUCCUUCACUCUUUCCUCCACUAGAGAGAGAUUCUGAUCUAGGAAACAAUUUAUGUACAGCAGCUGGUCCUAGUGUCACUGCUCAGAAAGCCCUCUCAUCUGUGCUUUGAAAAAAACCAAAAACCUGUCAGGUUGUGAUUUACUUUUGUUUCAUGUUUGUGUGAAUUCUAUUUUGCUUCUAACAGAGUGGGAAUUGAACCUGAGGUUUGAGUCAGGUUUGAGUCUUCUAAAACUAGUUCUCCUUUAGAAGACAACCCAGGCUUCUGGCUAAAUGAGAAACAACUAUGUGUGCAACAAAUGUGGCAGUGCAACAGGAGGUUGAAAUGCCAUCAUGCUGCUUGCUUUCCACUCUAAUAAACCAAAGAUGUGUUUGCUGUAAA
This is a messenger RNA of Zootoca vivipara (common lizard), 5210 nucleotides long. It is a transcript of the gene ANXA4, whose product is annotated as annexin A4. Gene Ontology annotation, molecular function: calcium-dependent phospholipid binding; phosphatidylserine binding; calcium ion binding. The record is from RefSeq and is a predicted model, not a curated record. Lineage: Eukaryota; Metazoa; Chordata; Lepidosauria; Squamata; Lacertidae. Gene Ontology annotation, cellular component: plasma membrane; nucleus; cytoplasm.